AUGUCUCAACAUUCGGCAUUUGUCGCGAAUCUUUCUCAGAAUCCACUAAGUCCAAUUAUAGAGCAAUUCCGAACUGAUUAUAGCGGAGGGGAUUCUCGUUCAAAAGGUAAUAAGUACUUGAUAAAUUAUACGGAUCAGGCUGACAGAGUAGCUAUUGCUAAAUUUUUAAGUGACUUGAGACAAUACUGUGAAGAUUUUUGGUACACAAAUAAGGAGUUGCUGCUCAAGAAAUUUAUCCUUAUGCAAUCUUGUAUUGUGGAUGAAUCAACUUACCCCUCUAUUUUUAAUCAUCUCAUUUAUGCCAUUGAACAAGACUACGAGGAAACUUUCAUCCUCCAAACUUCCAUUAAUCUUGUUGAAAUACUAUCAUGCUCCAUACUUUCACCGGUUCCAUUUCAACGAGUUCCAUGUUCUCCAAUUAAUAGCUUGAGCCCGGUUCCGCAUGUUGUUCGCGCAUCUCACAAUCAUCUUCCCCCGAAUCCUACAGAAAUAAAAAUCUCAAUAUUCUGGGAAAGAUUCUUCGAAGGAAAGUCGUGGUCUGAUCAAACAAAGCGUAUUUGGGAGAGCUAUGAAGAUUACAAAAAGAACGCUGACCCCAAGUAUUGCCGUCUCAACUUGGCUGAGCAAGGACUUUAUGGACUUCCAUCGCUACCGUCGGAGCAUUUUCCUACCGUUGAGAUAAAAGAAAAUGAUCUCCCGCUACGUGGAAAAAUCUAUCUUUUAACAGCCGUAGGUAGAAGAAAGGUGAGGUUCGUCCAACUGGCGACUUACGUUCGGAAAAUAUUUUGCGCACAACCACUUCGUCGUUUUGUGCAUGGAUUCUGCUUAUUCAAAAAUGAAAUUGAAUUCUGGCUGAUUGAUCGAACGGGUGCUUACAGUUCAGGCUUUAUAAGUAUUGAAGAUGAUGAGCAAGUUUUGGUUCGUGCCAUCUGCUCAUAUUUACUGAUGAGUGACGAAGAACUGGGCCUCGAUACAACCAUUCGCAAAGUCAAUGGACGGUCCAUAAUAACAAUUGAUAAUGAGUCCGGGCAGACUAAAGAGAUUGAGAUCAAUCCUUACCCCAUGGUCAGUCAACUAGAGCUUAUUUCAACUGGUACAACCUGCUAUCGCUCACUUGACGAUAAAUUUUUGGUAAAAUAUUCUUGGCGCAAGAUUUAUGGAAAAACUGAGAUUGAUUUGCUGAAAGUUGCCCGCCCGGUCAACGGUGUUAUUAAUCUAGUGGCAUCAGAUAUACUUCAUAGAUUUACAGACUAUUGGGAAAACCUCAAAUCUUUGGGUCCCAAAAGAUGGCACCUCAAGGGAAAAUAUCAAUCAGCAGGAAACUCUGAAGAAGCUGAGGAAGGAGAAUCAGAUGUAUUUAAAGAGUUUUCCCAACAAGAACUAACAAGAGUCGUUCUUUCACCAUAUGGACGUCCACUUAAAUCUUGUACAUCAGUAUUGCAAUUUCUUACUAUCAUACGAGAUGUCAUCAUGGGGCAUCAGCGUUUAUAUACUGAUAAAGAAAUUAUCCACUGUGAUAUCUCUGAAGGUAAUAUCAUUAUAGUAACACCAACAGAGGAUGAUAGAUCAAAAGGAAUGUUGAUCGACCUUGAUUGUUCACUUGCGCUCAACGACUAUUAUUUAUCAGACAAAAUACAAUAUGCGGUUGGCACUAUGAAAUUCAUGGCGCUUGAACCGAUGGAAGUGAGAAGUACAUCUAGAACUGGGCGGGAUUAUGACUUCAGGUAUUGUUGUUAUUAUGAUUUGCUAUCAUUUUUCUAUGUAUUCCUUACUGGAUGCGUCGAAUAUGGACGCGACCCAGGUCUUCCAGAGCUUAAUUUGAAUUCUUGGUGCUCGAUUGACAUGGAGUAUAACAUUAGAAACAAGAAAAAUGAUAUCGAGUUGAAUUUCAGAAAUUUUAUAAACAACAAAUUUUCAAACAGUUUCAUUGAUGCCAAGGAAUUAGCCAUAGAACUGCAAAAGGAGUUGUUUGGAAAACGUAGUUACUAUUACCGACAUUCUCGCCACGAGGAUUUCAUGUACAACAAUAUCAUCAUGGCAUUUAAUAGAACCAUCGGACAAAUUGAAGCGGGGAAAAUACCAAACAGAACGUGGACUAAUUAA
This is a messenger RNA of Blumeria graminis f. sp. triticale, 2103 nucleotides long. NCBI's taxonomy places the organism in Eukaryota, Fungi, Ascomycota, Leotiomycetes, Helotiales, Erysiphaceae. The record is from the annotation of a GenBank genome assembly.